Molecule: messenger RNA, 894 nt
Organism: Ambispora leptoticha
Lineage: Eukaryota; Fungi; Glomeromycota; Glomeromycetes; Archaeosporales; Ambisporaceae
Source: the annotation of a GenBank genome assembly
AUGGGCAAUCCGUUUUCGAAAAUUGAUCACAAUCAUCAGUGUAAAAAAAGAAAAAAAAGCGAUGCUUUUGAAAGCAUCGUUAGCGAGUCAUCACAACAUAUUAUCGCUAUUAAUACAAACUAUUUUCUGCCUAACGAUGAAAACGAAAUAUUGAGGCUCCAAUUACAACAUUACCUUGUACGAUUUGCAUGGGAAUCGAAUUUUUCAAGUCCAAUGAUUCAAAGAUUGACUGAAGGAGCAAAAGUAUUAGAUGUUGGGAUAUUAGAAUUGGCCACAGAUUAUCCGGUUUCAUCGUUUGUUGGCAUAGACAUCACGCCAAUGUAUCCGACCGUUGUAAAACCAAAAAACGUAAAAUUCCAAAUAGAGAAUAUUCUUGAUGAAUUAUCUUCUCCUAAUGAUACAUACGAUUUUGUUCAUAUACGGUUCUUGUCCACCGCAUUCACAACAGACCAAUGGGUGAAUACGGUUAUUCCGGAAUUAAUUCGUGUGUGUCGUCCAGGCGGUUUUAUAGAGUUUAUGGAAUCGGAUAGCAAAUUGAUUAACGCGGGCCCAACUAUUGAAUACAUCACGGAAUCAUUGACAUCAUUUAUGGCCACUAAAGGAAUGCAGGGAAACAUUGCUCCUUAUUUACCAUCUUAUCUCACUCAAACAAAGAAGUUAUCUGGAAUACAUUGUGAAAAUAAAUCGAUUCCUACCGGUAAAUGGGGAGGUAAACUCGGAGAUUUGGGAGAACAAGUAAUGAAAUUGACAUUUGAAGUAGGAAAAAUCCCUCUUUCGUCAUAUCUGAAAAUAACACACGAAAAAUAUGACACUUUAGCGCGGUCAGCUACGCGCGAAUUAAACGAAUAUAGACCGCUACUUCCCACUUGUCGUAUAUGGGCUGAAAAAUUAUAG